Messenger RNA from Cuscuta campestris, 875 nucleotides. The record is from the annotation of a GenBank genome assembly. NCBI's taxonomy places the organism in Eukaryota, Viridiplantae, Streptophyta, Magnoliopsida, Solanales, Convolvulaceae.
CGUAAUAUCAAUUUUUUUGGAAAAUAUCGAGAUCGGUUUGGUACUUGGUGACCUCACCAGUUAGUAGUAUUUAUUUCUCACCCCAACUUAGUCCGGAGUAUUUAUUUAGAUGGUCAAAGUGGGAUUGUGGGUAGGGGAGAAUCGGGUGAUAGUAGUGUGAUACCCUGAGACUGAAGAGAUGGCGUCGGUGGUGAAGAAUGCAUUGAAGGCGUUGCGGGAAAAGGGCGUCGGAAACUUUAUCAGGGAGCUCAGAGAAGAAGGCUACACGAAGUGCUUCUUUGAUGGAAAUCUCCUACAAACCAAGCUUCACAACAUAGGGGCAACACUUGUCGGUGUUGAUAAGUUUGGUAACAAAUACUAUCAGAAGCUUGGAGACACUCAAUGUGGAAGACAUAGGUGGGUGGAAUAUGCACAAAAGGGUCGCUACAAUGCUUCACAAGUUCCACCAGAAUGGCAUGGCUGGCUCCAUUUUAUCACUGACCACACUGGAGAUGAGCUGCUAUUGCUGAAACCAAAACGGUAUGGGGUUGAGCACAAAGAGAACUUUUCUGGAGAGGGCGAUGAGUAUAUAUAUCAUUCCAAAGGGCACUCCCUAAACCGGGGGCAAAGAGACUGGACAAGAUACCAGCCCUGGCAGCCCACUAAGCCAUAAUUUUCCUUUCUGCGCCAAAGCACGGUCGCAAAAGAAGCUGGAAAUAUGUGCAACUCUGUUUUUUCAUUAAUAACAAAGCUCAUUGCUUUUGUGAAUUGUUGAAUUUGGUGCUAUUGGAAUUAUUAUCUGCGUACAUCUUGACCACAACGGAGUUGGAAUUAUGUUGGGUUUGUUGUUGUUGUUGUUGUUGUUGUUGUAUCCCUAAUCAAGAUAAUCUUGGAUU